AUGACCGGUGUGCAGAUCGACGCCGCUGCGGCGCCAGCCGCGCCCGCCGCCCUCGGCACCCCCGACGCGCCCGCGUCCGCGUCCGCGUCCAAGGCUACGGCCAAGCCGAAGCGCGAGCUCCCGACCCUCACGCGCGACGACAUCGCGGCGCGCAUCGCGCUCGGGCAGGCGCUCGUCCUCCGGCGCGACGUGGUGCUCAACGUGACCUCGUGGAUGGCGAACCACCCGGGCGGCGCGCUCGCGCUGCUGCACUUUGUGGGCCGGGACGGCGGGGACGAGAUCGCCGCGUACCACUCGGACCAGACGCUGGCCUACAUGGCCAAGUAUGCCGUCGGGCGCGUGGUCCUCGACCCCGUUACGGGCUGGGCGCCGCUCACGCCGCCGAUCGCGCUCGGCCUCGUGCAGCACCCCGACGGCGUCAAGGGCCACUGGGCGCGCGAGGGCAACGUCCGCCUCGCGCGCGGCGUGCUCCACCCCGCGUCCCCGAAAGAGGGCGGCGUCGAGGUCGUCAUCCUCACCCCGCAGCAGCUCGAGCCGGAGGCCGACAAGCGCGUCGACGCGGCCAAAGAGUACGCCCGCUCAAAGGCGUACCACGAGCUCAAGGCCCGCGUCACCGACGCCGGGCUAUUCAACCCGCCCGACUCGCUCGCGGGCUACGGCGAAGACAUUGCGCGCUACGGCGUGCUCGCGACCUGCGCGGCGGCGCUGUGGUACCUCUCUGACGGGUGGGUCGGGCAGAUGGCCAGCGCGGCAUUCCUCGGCUUCUUCUGGCAGCAGUUGACUUGUGAGUUGGUCCUGGUGCACGAUGCCGGACACUGCGGAGUGACGGGCGACUGGUGGUGGGACCGCGUGAUCGCCAUGACGCUCGCCGACUGGAUCGGCGGGCUGUCUGCCUCGUGGUGGUGCGACAACCACGACAUCCACCACCUGGUGACCAACCACCCGGAGCACGACCCCGACAUCCAGCACAUCCCGUUCUUCGCCAUCUCGAAGGAGUUCUUCGGCUCCCUCUGGUCGACGUACUACAAGAAGGUCAUGUGGUUUGACGCGCCGAGCCGCUUUUUGCUGCAGUUCCAGCACAAGCUCUACUACAUUGUACUCUCGCUCGCCCGCUUCAACCUCUACGCCAUGAGCUACAUCUACAUCUUGGGCCCCAAGCCCAAGCACGACGCGUUCUGGAAGUACGAGCUCGCCGGCAUGACCUUCUACUGGGUGUGGUUUGGCGCGCUCCUCCGCUCCCAGAGCAGCUGGCAGAUGGCCCUCGGCUACCUGCUCGUCUCGCACAUCUGCGCGUCGCCCGUCCACGUCCAGAUCGUGCUCUCCCACUUUGCCUGCUCGACAGAGGACCUCGGCCCCGCAGAGUCGUUCCCUUCGCGCCAGCUCCGCACCACCAUGGACGUCAUCUGCUCAGAGGACAUUGAGUACAUCCACGGCGGCCUCCACCUCCAGGUCACGCACCACCUCUUCCCCCGCCUGCCCCGUCACAACCUCCGCAAGGCAAGCCUGCUAGUCAAGGAGUUCUGCAAGGACCAGGACUUGAAGUACCUCGAGUACGGCUGGCUCCACGGCAACAAGCAGGUCCUCGCGACUCUGCGCGACGUGGCCGACCAGCUCGCCCUCCUGAAAAAGGUGGCAGACAAGGAGAUUAAAGAGCGACUCAACUAGAAAACCAUACCAAACAGACACACUAGAUUCUUGAUUCCUGUAUCUAUGUAAAUACAUC
This is a messenger RNA of Vanrija pseudolonga, 1723 nucleotides long. RefSeq names its product Delta 8-(E)-sphingolipid desaturase (gene SLD). The coding region runs from base 1 to 1665 and encodes 554 amino acids. Gene Ontology annotation, cellular component: membrane. The record is from RefSeq and is a predicted model, not a curated record. Gene Ontology annotation, molecular function: oxidoreductase activity, acting on paired donors, with oxidation of a pair of donors resulting in the reduction of molecular oxygen to two molecules of water. The transcript has 2 exons. Gene Ontology annotation, biological process: lipid metabolic process. NCBI's taxonomy places the organism in Eukaryota, Fungi, Basidiomycota, Tremellomycetes, Trichosporonales, Trichosporonaceae.